This is a messenger RNA of Oncorhynchus gorbuscha (pink salmon), 3463 nucleotides long. RefSeq names its product solute carrier family 4 member 1b (Diego blood group) (gene slc4a1b). The transcript is spliced from 18 exons. NCBI's taxonomy places the organism in Eukaryota, Metazoa, Chordata, Actinopteri, Salmoniformes, Salmonidae. Gene Ontology annotation, cellular component: plasma membrane; basolateral plasma membrane. The record is from RefSeq and is a predicted model, not a curated record. Bases 468 to 2990 code for a protein of 840 amino acids. Gene Ontology annotation, biological process: regulation of intracellular pH; transmembrane transport; monoatomic anion transport. Gene Ontology annotation, molecular function: monoatomic anion transmembrane transporter activity; solute:inorganic anion antiporter activity; bicarbonate transmembrane transporter activity.
AGGAAGACAGGACCACAGGAAUACAUGCACUCAUACGUUCAUGAGCAGGAAUAAAGAGCUCCUUGACCACGCACACCAGUGGUAACAUGAACUUUACCCAGUACCAGGACAUUUCUGCUCAAAACCUGUUGACUUCUGCCAGGAGGCUGAAACUUGACCACAAGUGGUUCUUCCAGCAAGACAUCAAAAUGGCCACCAAAUCAACAUUUUGCAAUAGCCAUCUCGGUCUCCGGACUUGAAAACCUGUGGUUUGAAUUGAAGAGAGCAGUCCAUAAGCGCAGACGAAGGAUAUCAAGGAUCUGGAAGGAUUCUGUAUGGAGGAAUGGUCUCGAUCCCUCCCAAUGUGUAACUCAUAAACCAUUUUAGAGGAAGACUCAGAGCCAUUUUCCUCACAAGCUGCGUUGAACAUUAACACCAACGCCAACCCCAGGGGAGACUGCCAGGCCUACGUGGAGCUGACCGAGCUGAUGAAUGACCAGCAGAACCAUCAGGGCUGGCAGGAGACGGGCCGAUGGGUGGGCUAUGAGGAGAGCUACGACCCCGAGGCCGGGGGUUGGGGACCCUCACACAUCUCCUACCUCACCUUCAAUAGCCUCAUCCAGCUGCGCCGCACCAUGAACACAGGUGUGGUGAUGCUAGACCGGGUGGAGUGCAGUCUCUCCGGCAUCGCUGAGAAGAUAGUGGACGAGUUGAUCAGCAAGAAAGAGAUCAGGCCCAGCGAUCGGGAUGGAGUGCUCCAUUCCCUGCUCCAAAACCGCAGCCAAACUGCAGUAGAGGGCCAACCCUUGGUCGGGGGGGCGGAGAUGCAGACCUUUUCUGUCAAAGAGAGGAGAGAUGCAACUGACACUGUAGAGGCCUCUAUGGUGCUUGUUGGAGCUCUGGACUUCCUGGAGAGGCCCACGGUGGCAUUUGUGCGUCUGAAGGAGGCUCUGGUUCUGGAUUCGGCCCUGGAGGCCCCAGUGCCAGUCCGCUUCGUCUUUAUCCUGGUGGGCCCCACCAAAAGUGACAUGGACUACCACGAAACCGGCCGCGCAAUGGCAGCACUCAUGGCCGACAAAGUGUUCAACCAGGCGGCGUUCCAAGCGCAGGGCGAAAGGGAGCUGAUGGACGCCGUGGCUGACUUCAUGGACUGCAGCAUCGUGAUCCCUCCCACGGAGAUCCAGGACGGGGCGAUGCUCCAGUCCAUCAUCGGCUUCCAGAAGAAACUGCUGCAGGAGAGGUUCCGUCCCUCCGACCCCGAGUUGCGUCUGGACUUGAAGUCCCGCAAAUCUUCCACACCAUCUGGGCCUGCUCCUGAGGAUCCUCUGGUUCGUACGGGUCAGCCGUUCGGCGGGAUGAUACGAGAUGCGAAGAGACGCUACCAGCACUACGUGAGUGACUUCACUGAUGCCCUCAACGCUCAAGUUCUCGCCGCUAUCAUCUUCAUCUACUUCGCUGCCCUGUCCCCUGCCGUCACCUUCGGAGGAUUGCUAGCUGAUAAGGUGGACAACAUGAUGGGUGUGUCUGAGCUCCUGAUCUCCACCUGUGUCCAGGGAGUCAUUUUCUGCUGCAUCGCAGCCCAGCCCGUCCUGGUCAUCGGCUUCUCAGGCCCACUUCUGGUGUUUGAGGAGGCCUUCUUUGCCUUCUGUAAGUCUCAGGACAUUGAAUACAUUGUGGGGCGUGUGUGGGUGGGCGUGUGGCUGGUGGUCAUCGUGGUGCUCAUCGUGGCGUUCGAGGGCAGUUUCUUGGUCCGCUUCAUCUCCCGCUUCACCCAGGAGAUCUUCUCCAUCCUUAUCUCCCUCAUCUUCAUCUACGAGACCUUCGCCAAGCUGGGCAGGAUUUUCAAGGCCCACCCAUUGAUCCUGAACUACGACCACCUCAACAACACGGUGGAGGACCCAUGGCACCCAGUGGUGAUCCACAACCACCUGUAUGACAACAGCACGGGCAACACCACCACCACAGUCAACAUCCUGGACCGGGCCUACCCCAACACGGCCUUGCUCUCCAUGUGCCUCAUGUUUGGAUGCUUCUUCAUCGCCUUCUUCCUGCGCCAGUUCAAGAACGGGACCUUCCUACCUGGAAAGAUCCGACGCUUGAUUGGGGACUUUGGGGUGCCCAUUGCUAUUUUCUUAAUGUGUGCUGUGGACAUCAACAUAGAGGAUGCAUACACCCAGAAACUGGUCGUCCCCAAGGGUCUGACGGUGUCAAACCCUGCUGCCAGAGGUUGGCUCAUCAACCCGUUUGGCGAACACAAGACUUUCCCCGUGUGGGUCAUGUUCGCUUGCUGUGUGCCCGCUUGUCUCGCCUUCAUCCUCAUCUUCCUAGAGUCCCAGAUCACCACUCUGAUUGUAAGUAAGCCGGAGAGGAAGAUGGUCAAGGGAUCCGGCUUCCAUCUGGACCUUCUCAUCCUGGUGGGCAUGGGCGGGUUUGGUGCCAUUUUUGGCGUGCCGUGGCUGAGUGCUACCACCGUGCGUUCGGUUACCCAUGCCAACGCCCUCACCGUCAUGAGCAAGGGGCCCAAGCCGGAGAUCGAGAAGGUUGUGGAGCAGAGGGUCAGUGGGAUUCUGGUGGCUCUGCUCAUCGGUCUGUCCAUUCUCAUGGAGCCCAUCCUGAAGAUGAUUCCGAUGGCGGCUCUGUUUGGGAUCUUCCUCUACAUGGGAAUCACCUCGCUCAACGGGAUCCAGUUGUGGGAUCGCAUUCUGCUCCUGCUUGUCCCCAAGAAAUACCACCCAAACGAGCCCUACGCCACCAGGGUGUCAACGGGCAGGAUGCACCUAUACACAGCCAUCCAGGUGGUGUGUCUGGCAGUGCUGUGGAUCGUCAAGUCUAGCCCGGCCUCCCUGGCCCUGCCCUUCGUUCUCAUCCUCACUAUCCCCCUCCGCAUGGCCAUGACCGGACGCUUCUUCACCGAACUAGAGAUGAAAUGUUUGGACGCCGACGACGCUAAGGUGACAUUCGAGGAGGAACCUGGACAGGAUGUCUACAAUGAAACUCAGAUGCCAUUGUAGACAUCUGGACCCGCCAUUUUUAUCCAAAAGCCCUUUAUUUUAUUUAUCUGACAUGACAAAGUAUUUUAGUAGGAUUCUUGUUUUUGUCUACUACCGUAUGAACUGACAUAUAUAUCUUUUGGAGUGUUUUUAAACCAUCAUGAAGCCCAAAUAGUAGGUUAUGACCCUUAGAUUUCAAAUAUAAGAAAUUGUCAGUUAAGGAAAAUGAUUUGUUAAAGAGUUGAAUAUAUCUUCUGUAUAUUUGCCUAUUUCUUUCCAGUCAAACAUUCCUGCAGUCAUAUAUGUCUGUAUUUAUGCAGCAAACAGCUCUUGCCGCCAUGAUAAUACUUUGGCCUAUGAUAGUGUGUUAAUUACAUAUUGCCCUAUUGACUUUCCAUCUUUGAAAAGCCUUUAAAAAGGUUUUGACUUAGAACUAUUAUCUUGCAAAGAAUUGUACAAGAAUGCUUUAUUCCAUAUAAGAAUGAUGUUUUGCA